Molecule: messenger RNA, 2056 nt
Organism: Pristis pectinata (smalltooth sawfish)
Lineage: Eukaryota; Metazoa; Chordata; Chondrichthyes; Rhinopristiformes; Pristidae
Gene: armc6
Product: armadillo repeat containing 6
Exons: 8
Coding region: 143-1543 (466 amino acids)
Biological process (GO): hematopoietic progenitor cell differentiation
Molecular function (GO): protein binding
Source: RefSeq, a predicted model, not a curated record
GCAGGGAAAGAGUUCCGUCUCAGGCAGGAACGAAUCGGCGAUGUUGCCGUGGUAACAGAGACCCUGUGGGCGGGGGAAGGGGAGAGGUGCGGCGCAUGGAGGGGCGGCGGCGCUGAGCUGUUGUAAGUGAAGUUCUGGAAGAAUGGCGAGCAGACGGAUUACUCAGGAGACGUUUGAUAAUGCGGUGCAAGAAAACAUCAUUGAGUUUGAGAUGGAGCCAGAAGAGGCUUUGAAAGAAGCAAUACAACAGUUUGAAUCACAAGGUGUUGAUCUUGUCAAUGUGGUGAAAACUGUGCAGAAUUUUACAUCCAAAGGCAGCAACUCGAAGCACCAUGUCCUACAGGCCCUGGAUGCACUUCAAAAAGCCCUGGGUGUCUUGGCUCUUGAUGAAAUGGGGGAUCACCUGACUAGUUUCACUGAGCAGUGCAGUCUCGAUUUUGCUCACCGCCAUCUGGCAGCUGAAAAGUCGGCCUACGCCACGGUGCUGUCCUCCUGCAGAGCACUGAUGUCCGACGAGCUGGGCCUGCUGAAGGGAGUCCAGGCCUUGGCUGCCCUGCUGGAUGGUCAGCCGGACCUGCUGGACUCGGAGGGCCAGCACCUCCUCCUAGAGAUCUUGCAGCAGCACCGAGAGCACGCUGUUCUGAACGCAGCCACCAUCCGUGCCAUCCGUUACAGCUGCCUGAAGCAUGAGCAAAACCGGCAAGACCUGGUGCAGCGCGGGGUGCUGCCGCUGCUGACCGGUGCCAUUGUGGAUCACGGCACCAGUGCCGAUGUGGUCAGAGAGGCAGCUUGUGCCCUGCGGGUCAUGACCUAUGACGACGACAUCCGAGUGCCCUUUGGCCGCGCCCACGAUCACGCAAAGAUGAUAGUGAUGGAGAACGAUGGACUCCGAGUCGUCAUCGAAGCUGCAAAAGCUUUCACAGAAAAUCCCUCGGUCCUCAGUGAGCUGUGCUCCACCUUGUCGCGCCUUGCUGUCAGGAAUGAGUUCUGCCAGGACAUUGUGGAUCUGGGCGGUCUGAAUUUCAUGGUAGCUCUGCUGGCCGACUGCAUCGAACAUCGGGAACUGGUGAGGCAGGUGCUGGGUGCAUUUCGAGCUGUUGCAGGUAAUGACGAAGUUAAAGAUGCGAUCAUCAAUGCUGGUGGAACGGACCUGAUUGUGUUGGCGAUGAACCGUCACAUGGGAAGCCCACAGGUCUGUGAGCAGGGCUGUGCAGCCCUGGGAACGUUUGCUCUGCGGAAGCCAGAAAACUGCAGGGUGAUUAUGGAGGGCGGUGGUGCGCUGAUGGCACUGCAGGCAAUGAAGUCCCACCCAGCUGAAGUAAACGUGCAGAAGCAGGCUUGUGUGCUGCUCCGUAACCUGGUGGUACGGAAGCCUGACUUUUCCCAGUUGAUCCUUGAGAUGGGAGCAGAAGUGCUGAUACGACAGGCUAAGGCCACUCACCAGGACUGUGAGGACCUGGCAAAAGCUGCCCUACGAGACCUCGGCUGCAAAGUGGAGCUUCAGGAACUCUGGACAGGACAGAAAGGUGGCAUCUCCCGUUAACCUGACCGGGAGAUCACAUUGAAUUGGCCAAGACAGUAACCCCACACAAGUACCUCAAUCUCAGAUGCACAUUGCUGGUUUUUCCAACACUUAACUUCUUGUUGGCCGUCUGAGAUGUGGUUGAGUUAAACUGGGGACCUCUGAGGUGAUUGCUUCAUUACAGUGAGUUAAAGUUUAACCAACCUCCACUCCCCCCCCCAUGCACCCCUUACCCUGGACUCCAGUGAACAGAGGCAGAAAGAUACUGGGAGACAGGACAAAGUGCUAAUUCACACAGCAACUUUCUUCCAAAAAUGAGCAUGCUUGAAAGUUUUCUCAGUGUGGCGGGUAAUCAACUUCUGGAAAUUCCAUUGCUUUCUGAUCCAGGAUGUGCUUUUCAACAGAGUUUUCAGUAGCAGAAUGCAGAGUGUUUCAGGAUAUUGUCCUUCUACCACCUGUGGAUAUUAAAGCCUGUAACACCACACAAAGCUUCGGUCUUGUAGUCGUCUGGCAUUAAACCUGCCACCUCACAGA